Messenger RNA from Soboliphyme baturini, 522 nucleotides. The record is from the annotation of a GenBank genome assembly. Lineage: Eukaryota; Metazoa; Nematoda; Enoplea; Dioctophymatida; Soboliphymatidae.
AUGUCGCCGAGGGUAUCGGAGACGAGUGCAUUGUUGUCUGACAACGUAUGGCGUUCGUGCCUCUUGUUUCCGGCAGUCCAGUUAUGGAGGCUUUGCGACCUUGACCCAGACUCGAUCGAAACUGUUGUCUCAAUGUCUGUCACCGACCCUCGCACCGGCAAGCGUGUAGCGUUGAAGCGGAUGCCGAACGUGUUUCUGAACCUGGCGUCAUGUAAACGGGUGUUUCGCGAAAUCCGGAUGCUCUGCUCAUUCAAACACGACAACGUACCGGUGUUACGUGUCAACGAUCACAGGUGUUGUGCCAAAGGCGGCAUUGUGUCUAGUAGUCUAUGGGUGUUUAUCGACGACGGCCGGAAUCCUGGCAGCGGCGUUGUGUUCGCUUCGGUGGUGGUUCGUGACUCGUUGAACACCUUUUUCUACCACUCUGUCUUGAAGGUGUUGAUGUUUACGGCUCAAGAACGUCCACUCACCGCUACUGGUUUGCGUUCCGCCGUGAACAGCUCGCUGGCCGAAAAUAUGUAG